Messenger RNA from Owenia fusiformis, 1467 nucleotides. NCBI's taxonomy places the organism in Eukaryota, Metazoa, Annelida, Polychaeta, Sabellida, Oweniidae. The record is from the annotation of a GenBank genome assembly.
GGCCAGAAAACAUGAACAUGGACGCUUCUUUUAAUUAGAAUAUAGUUUAGAUAAAGUACAAUAUCUAUCUUUCUUCUCAAUCAGUAAGCUACACAGUGGUGUAGAGUGGCUGAAUAGCUGAAGGGAUUUCAGAAGAGGUGGAUGAAGAAGAACGAGAUAAUGGUACACGUGAUCUCGCUGUUGUCACUGCUGCUUUCACUGACUGAUGCGCAGGUGUUCACUCCAGAAGAGCUUGGACUAACAGAAGCCGCUUGUAAACCUGGGUACACGAGUGGACCGGAUUGUUGCACGUAUUACCAAUGUACGGGCAUUGGGAGCGCAGUGCCCGGCUCCAUCAGACUGGUCAAGCGCCGUUGUGUUUGGCCUUUGGUCUGGAACGAAGAUUCGUGCUCCUGUGACUGGGAUGUCUUAGUUCCGCAAUGCGUCGAUGACCCCUGCCAAAUUGAAAGCAUCGUCCCUACUGUAGCAGAUUGCCCAGACCCCGGGACGCUUAACAAUUCAUCAGAGUGCUGUGUCGAUGGUGUAGUGUAUACAAAGACGGGGGACGAGAGCUACAUACGAGGCAAUGAUGAGAUUCCACAAGACUGUCCUGAAGGUCAUGAAUUCAUGGUAGAAUCUUGCAGUUGUGAACAUAUCACAGGGCAGUUUGGUGACCGAUAUUGCCUGGUUUGGGAUUUUGAAAACGAUUUCAUCGACAUACACCAGGAGAUUCCAGCCUUUGUUACGAACGUGUACAUCGCUAAAGGGGAGGGAGUGGGCGGUGGAAAUGCGGCUCGGUUCAGAGAAGGUGGUUCCCUUCAUAUAUCAGCUUUCCAGAAAGGUUAUUUCGGUCGUAAGUUUAGUAUUGGGAUGAGUGUCAAGGACGAAUCAGGAGAGGGCGGCAUUCUAUUUGACAACGCAGGUACCCUGCACCUCCAACUUUCAAAUGGAAUGCUGUCCGGUGGUGUCAAAACAGUUCUGGAUGAUACAGUAGAUGAUUUUAAUGUACCUGUACCAAGUUCAACUGGUAAUCGGAAAAAGAGACAAGGUGGUGCUUGGUCAAGUUUUGGGUAUGAACACGGCAGUCUUCAUGUUUACGUAAAUGGAAUCCUUGUCGCUAAUCCUGACCAGCCACUUGCACCAGUUCAAGGAACUGGGUGUGCUCUAACCAUUGGUUCAAACUUCACCGGACUCAUUGAUAACUUUUUCUUCUGCCCGUUUGAACUGACAGACGAGGAAAGGCAAAAAGUAGUGGGGAAUGGAACAUUUCCAACAAGAGAUGGUAAUCUGAAUGUCAAGGUGAAAAGUGGGGCAAACAAUGGCGAAAAUACAGGGGAUAGUAAUGAAGGAACAGGUGGUUCUGGUCCAUGAUCUGCAACAAGAUAAUACAGCAGCGCCAAUCAAAACUUGUUAGGACAUCCAAAUUAAACAAGCUGUUAAAGCAUUUUGUAUAAUAAAAGCCAAAUGUAAAAUAAACAAAACAAGCAU